Dinoponera quadriceps is the source of this 1454-nucleotide messenger RNA. Its product is annotated as factor VIII intron 22 protein-like. Bases 257 to 1186 code for a protein of 309 amino acids. The transcript has 8 exons. Gene Ontology annotation, cellular component: early endosome. The record is from RefSeq and is a predicted model, not a curated record. Gene Ontology annotation, biological process: vesicle cytoskeletal trafficking. Gene Ontology annotation, molecular function: protein binding. Lineage: Eukaryota; Metazoa; Arthropoda; Insecta; Hymenoptera; Formicidae.
UUAACUGGCUGCACUGGUUCAAGAAAUUUACAUACACAUCGACGCGUACAUUUCUUUGAACGGGUAGUCACACUUCAGCCAAAAAGAACGGACCGAUAGUUUUGAGUCACAUCCAAGUGAUCGCCCGAAUAAACAAUAAUGUUCAGGACAAACAUUGCGACGUAUGUGUCAACAUGUCAUGAAGCAAACGUCAAAUAAAUACUUUGGAACACUGGAAUUUGCCGAUUCUUAAAUUAAAACUGUAAAUAAAAAAAAUAUGGCGCAUAGUAGUCAAAGCCAAGGAAUAGGAGAGCCAAUGGACUUUAUGACGAAAUACCACAAUAUCUCGAAUAAGCUAAAAAAACGAUUCUUGAGGAAACCGAAUGUUGCAGAGGCGUGUGAGCAAUUUAGUGCUUUAGCCACUGAAUGUGAGCAGAAGGAAUUAUGGCAAUACGCAGGAUUGUGUUGGCUGGCAGCUGCUAGAUGUCAAGGCACGUUAGAGAACAUAUCUUCUGAGAUAAAUCUGUUGAUAAAAGCAGGAAGGCAAUUUCUCAUAGCUGAAAAGAAAGACAACGAUAUAGGAUGUCCCUCCAUAGGCCAAGAAAACAUACAGGCUGCUGUAAGUUGCUUCAGUCAUGCCAUGAUAAGGUGCAAUAACCAACCAGGAUUUAAUACAAUAUCCGCGGGCUUAUCGGUAGAGCUAGCAUUGGCACUAGGCCCAAGUCCUGCUGGUAUUCAACAGCUACGUAAAGCGAUCGAUAUCUUUCCUACAUCCAAGGCUAUCAAUACCUUAGCAUCUUUCCACAUAAGCCAAGGAGAUUACGUAGCUGCGCUGCAAAUAUUCAAUGAAUUCGUCGAGUUCGUGGAAGCUUGUGUCGUGGCUGGUGCCAGGGGGAACUAUAAUGCUAUCUUACAUAGGUGUGAAGUAACACGAGUAUUGCUGCUACUCAUUCUUCAACCAUCCCCACAGAGACUGACACCCUCCCUUGCUCAAGUUCUCGAGAAAUACGCCUGGAUAGAAGAAAAUGUGAACAAUGGUCUCAAUAUGAGCGAGGAUGAACUAUUGUUAUUGCAAUCCCUGGUGCUGGCGUGCCAGUCUCACGACUACCAAGCGGUAUUAGAUCUGGAGAGCGAAUUGUAUCCUUACUUGGACACGGAGCAAAAGGAGCUGUUACAUAAAUUGAUACAAGUACUAUCGACGCAGUAAAGAUAUGCAGCAAGAGAACCCGAUGCAACUUUUUCCUCUUCUUCAGUAUCGCGAUACAUCUGGCACUUUCUACCACACCGACGGUCUUCCUAUGACGAUUAAUACUAAGCGAGACGCAGCACUAACGUAGACAGCGUUCGUACGAUAAUGUUCUGUCGAAUUCGGCUAUCGGUUUGGAUCCCGAGCUACGAUCUUGGACGGAUGAAGCGUUUCUCCGCUGUAUCCUCGUUAAAAGCAACAAGAAUAUAGAGAUUUAAUUUACGCCCUA